CAACAUAACGCAACCCUCGUAUACUGGGAUGAUGUGUCAAAACAAUUGGAGUUGUAUAACCUCACUUGUUCAGCAAGAAAUGUCACUUCAAAAUACACAAAAUAAACGAUGAAUUCGGCUGUGGAGUCGCAGGAGAAAUCCUUGGAGGCUCAAGUGCAAGAAAACAUAACGAACUGGCAGGCAAGCGACAAUCCUUUGGCCCCGCUGACAAACGAACAACUGGAUUUGAUCUACGAAGUGGGAGACAAAAUACAAGAAUUGUUUUACAGCGCAGAGGGUGCAACCGAGGUGGUAAAGGAGGAAGUGAGCAAAGAGACGCAGCCUUACAUCGCUAUAAAUCGCAGUUACAUAAAAUGGUUGAUUGAUGUUGAGGAAGAGUUAAAGUAUGAGAGUUUACGGCAUUUUCAGUUGCAUCAGCAGGAAUUGAGCAACCAUCAUGCAAAUUGUGAAAAUUUGUUUGAAUGCUCCAAUGCUACCCUGGAUUCUUUGAACCAGUUGAAGGAAAAGUAUGAUAAUGUUACAUCGAAGACAAAUUACUUGCACAACCUUAGCGAGCAGUUAAUGGCCCAUCAAAGAGUUUUAAAGCAGAAAAAGGGUAGUUUGAGCGAGAAAUUGAAGUAUUUUACGAGUUUUAGUAAGCUGCAAGACAAUGUGGACAGGUUUAGCAACAAAAUCAACUCUAAGGAUUUUACGGAUAUUUUGGAUAGUAUUGGUGAGUCUAUACAUUUCCUCAAUGAUCACAUGCAAUAUAAGGAAUCUAGGAUAUAUAAAAUGAAAUAUGAGAGUCUGUUAACCACAGCUCUCAACAAGAUUUACAACUAUGUAAAUAAUAUUGUAAUUGACACAACAAAACACAUAGUGGAUUCAGAAAUGAAGGCUGUACCUUUAAUUCAAAAUUCCAAUGAACCAGGUAUGGAUUCCGCGUUUAGUCUGUACUACGGCAAAUUUCAAAGCGCCGCAACUAAAGUUAAAUAUAUUUUAAUGCAUUUGGAGGAUAAAGAAGACAACAGUGAGCAGUACAUGAAUAUUUUAAGCGAUUGUCAGAAAUCCUACUUGAAUCAGAGAUUACCAAUACUGUCUGUGGCUGUAGCUAAAGCCUUGGCUGAGUUGAAAGAGAAACACCGAGUUGAUCACAGCAUUUUAUUCAGAUCUUGUGCUUUAUUUACCAUGAAAGUCUGUCAGGAUGAAGCUCAUUGUUAUGGUUAUUUCUUCAGCAAAACUUCUGAGCAAUUAAAUGAUUAUUUAGCGAAUAUUUGCCAGCAUUUGUACGACACAUUGAGGCCUUGCUUGAUUUCCAUAAACCAUAUUGAGGUUUUGAGUGAGCUGUGCGGUAUUUUGAAGAAGGAAAUGUUAAGCGAUAAAAUUUUGAGCAAUGAGAAUUUGGAGAAAUAUGUUGAGACUAUAAAGCAGUUAUUGCAGGAUGUUGAGGAAAGGCUUGUAUUUAGGACCAAUAUAUUCUUCCAGCAUGACUUGACUGGUUAUAAACCAUCCCCAGGUGAUUUAGCAUAUCCAGAAAAACUGAAGCAAAUGGAGAACAUAACGUUGGAUAUGCGCGAUUCGAGACCGUCUUCAGUGGCUUCCAUAGAGAGCCACGAAGUCGCCAAUAUAAACGCCGGUCAUUUCCGGUCUUACACCGGCAAUUCGCCGGCAGAUUUGCACGGGAUGUGGUACCCGACCGUCAAGAGAACGUUGGUGUGCCUAUCGAGGUUAUAUUUUUGCUUGGACAGAGAUACUUUCCAAGGUUUGGCGCAAGAGGCGUUGGUUAUUUGUAUUUCGACCGUUGGUCAUGCAGCUGGGUUGAUAUCGGACAAAAAAUCCCCCGUGGAUGGUCAACUGUUUCAAAUAAAACACUUGUUGAUCAUCAGGGAGCAAAUAGCCCCCUUUCAGGUCGAUUUCACCGCCAAAGAGGUGGCGUUGGAUUUCAGUACAGUCCCCAGGGCGGCAAGGCACUUUUACGAGCAGCGCAGCAAUAUUUUCACGUUCGGUUCAAACAACGCGCUGCUGGAAUUCUUAUUGGAAGGCACACCGAGAGUUAAGGAGUAUCUGGUGGAUUCCAGGAAAGAGAUCGACAAGCAACUGAAGCACUCCUGCGAAUCGUUUAUCUCGCAAGUGACCAAAUUCUUGAUUGCCUCACUGCAAACCUUGAUCGAGAAAUCCGAGCACAUUUUGAAGAUCAAGCACCAAACCAACAACCCAGAGUUGACGGUGAGAAGUCAGGAUUUCGCGCAGCCGAACAAAAUAGCCGACGUAAUUUUGGAAUCGCAGAAGAACAUGAAAAAUCGCAUACCGGACAUACAGAGAUCCAUGCAGUUGUACUUGGCGAACAGAGAGACGGAAUUCAUUCUUUUCAGACCCAUUAAAAACAACAUUGUUAACGCCUUCAUACAAAUCGAGCAGAUUUUGAGUAGAGGCGACUUUACCGCGGAAGAUCAGCUUCAAAUCGGUUGCCCUUCGCCUGAACAAAUCAAUAUUUUGAUUUGCUCAGUGUCUCUUGCAACUGAGCAAGAAAAUUUACUCACCGAAGCUGCACAAAAUAUUCCUUCCUAAACAAAAGUAUUGUAUUUUAUUAAUAUUGAAAUAAACUUGUUUUAUAAUAAUAUAAACGCUGUAUUAUUAAAGGUAUAAAUAAAUUACAAUGUAUUCUAAAAAAAUAAAACUUAUGGAUUAAAAAAUAAAAACUAAUUAAAAAUCCUCCUCAUCAUAAUGGACAUCUUCAACUUCUUCUUUAACCGGAUUUAAGUGAUUAUUUUUUACGAAUAUCCCCGAAAACAGUUCGGUUAAAUUGAUCACAGAGUAGCCGGAGUGGUUUAAAUAUUUCUCUACGGUUUCGCGUAGAGCUGUGUAGCCCCGUUCGAUUUGAUCCUCCAUUAAAGGCUCUAAAAAAAAUUGGUAACAUUUGGAUCGCUUCAUCUUAA
This is a messenger RNA of Brassicogethes aeneus, 2915 nucleotides long. Lineage: Eukaryota; Metazoa; Arthropoda; Insecta; Coleoptera; Nitidulidae. The record is from the annotation of a GenBank genome assembly.